Molecule: messenger RNA, 6001 nt
Organism: Drosophila melanogaster (fruit fly)
Lineage: Eukaryota; Metazoa; Arthropoda; Insecta; Diptera; Drosophilidae
Gene: t-Grip91
Product: testis-specific gamma-tubulin ring protein 91
Exons: 2
Coding region: 110-5905 (1931 amino acids)
Cellular component (GO): cytoskeleton; microtubule cytoskeleton
Source: RefSeq, marked reviewed
AUCUUGUUAGUCAGAUAUUUAUCACGUUUCGGAAUUUAGUCGCAAAUUUAAAUAAAAUGCGCCAAAAUUCGAUAUCUUGUUAACGAGUAACUGAUAUCGGUUAUUAAAAAUGGAGACGCAGCCAUUUAAAAUUGAACUAGAUGAAGAAAUGGCAGAUUAUUUUAAGCAACCACCUGGAGAGGAUGGCAAUACCGAGGCUUAUGAUCUACAUAUGGGAAUCUUGGAAUUGAGUGUUAGCCUAGGUAACUUUACUCACGAUGUGGAAAAAUCGGUAAAUUUCAUAGCCGCAAGCAAUACGACCUCAAAAUGUUCCUUUGAUCUGGAACUUCUCAAUGAUUUUCGGAUAAAAUUCGAACAAAUGGAACAAGAAAUGGAUGCUGAGGAAAGAGCUCUUCAUGAUACCCGAGGGAAUUUGUUUAUGCGUCUCUAUAACGAAUUGGUAGACAAGGAGCCGGAUGAGACAAAACGAUGCGAUUACCUUAAACUUUUCUAUGAUCUAUUCGAUUCGAAUAAAGCGCCCCAAGAAUCGUCAACUAUCCGUAUGGAAGUUAGCGAUAGGAUACAUGGCCAGGUUCAAGAAAUACUGGAACCAAUUAAUCGAAGUCCAGAUGCCAAAGAAAUAUCGUCCGACUCGAAACUUAAUAUGUAUUUCGAAUCUAAAAUAUUCCCAAAUGAAGUAAAUACCCAUAGCUUACCAAUGAUUUUGGACUUAAAUAAGGAAAUAUGUUAUCAAGAUAAAAAAGCAGAGUUACACCAAGUUCAUACUGAAAUAGCACAUGUUGAAGGCUAUAGUUUAUUGGAAAGUUUUGCGGAAAUAAUUACCUGCCCUACAAAGGGCAUCAGAAUUGAUUAUGGCAUCGCUAUGUUAACUGAACCGAAAGGUAUUUCCGCAGAGCUGAAGGCUUCAAAAACCGAUUUAAAAAUGGAAACGAUCUCGUCAAAUGUUCAUGAAAAUAAUAUUUCUAUUGCUUCACACGACGAUUUGGCUAACACUUCUUUGAUCGAUGUACAUUUUGAAGGUUACAGUUUAAUAGAAAGUUAUGCUGAAAUAAUUACGUGCCCAAAGGACAUCAGAAUUGAUUAUGGCAUCGCUGUGCUAUCUGAACUGGAAGAUAUUUCCGCAGAACCGAAGGAUUCAAAAAACGAUUCGAAAAUGGAAACGAUCUUGUCAAAUGUUUAUGGAAAUAAUACUUCUAUUGCUUCAGACGACGGUUUUGCCAACAUUUCUUUCAAUGAUAAGGCUAUUCUAGCUGUAGAUGAUUAUAUUGAUUGUGUCUCCUCCAUGGAACCUGUGGAUAGCUCCUUCAAAUAUAAUUUUACACUCGUUUCUUCAGUUGUUACUAAUGAGCAAGGUUUAAAGAGUGAUAAUGAGGAGGUAAUUGAUACAAAUAUGCUGAAAGGAAUUAAUGAUGGAACAGAAGAAAUGAACGACGAAUUUCCCGAAAAAGUAGAGGUGUCGAAGGGUUUGGAAGACAAGAAUAUUAGUUCGGUAGUUUUUGAUGAAGCUGAUGCUCUAAAUGAUCCUGAAAACGCAACUUAUAGUGCUUUCACUGAUGAUCUUAGUAAAAUAAAUGAUUAUUGUGAAAAUUCAAAGAAACCAGAAAAACCCGAAGCUCGUACCUCCAUUAAAUCCGAUUUGAACCAGUAUGAUUCCAUUAGAAGUGCUAACAGUUCUCAACCUCUUCCCUCUACUACAACUGCCUCUCGUUCGAUGAAAAGUUCAUAUAAAGGAGUAUCUAAAAUUCCUAUAAGAGUUAACUCUCGUAAAUUUUCAGAAAUCAAAUGUAAUAAAAUAACAAUCGAUGCAGAGAAUGAAGUAGGUGAAAAGGAAAUGAUGGUUACCGAAAAAGAAAUUCCAACAUUUUCUGAAGGCGAAGAAAUGGAUGCCGAUGGAAUAAGUACCUUACAGGAUAUCGAUCCGAAAUCGCCAAUAGUAUCGCCAAAGCGGGAGGAUCAGACUUUAAGUCAACUAAGACAAGCGGUAAGUGAUGUAAAGGUAAAUAUUUUGAAAGAAGUCGAUAAGUCCCUUGAAUUGACCUUUAAGAAAUCUUCUGACAUACUAUUGAAUAACUCGUCAAGGGGAAUUGUUAAAAGCGAGUUGAAAAACUUCGGGCGAAAUUCCAAAUUUACAGAUGAGCUUCGAGUACAACAUUCAGAAACACUUUCUCAAAAUAUUUAUAGACCCAAUGAUUCGGCCACACAUAAUAAAUCGUGUAAGUCUUUACCAAAUAAAAGUCCGAGAAAAAAGCUUGAUACGUCAUUGCCGAAGUUUAAUGAAAAAAAUCAAACAGCUGGAUUGAAUACGAAAAUGGUCAAAUGUGAUGAUAAACCAGACGACAUAAGUUCACCUAGACGUGACAAUGAUUGCAGUUUUGCUAAAAAUGCGUUGAAUUUGAAGACAACACCAGAAAAGUCAGAACAAUUUUUUGCUUACAAGGGUAGUGGGAAAAUAAUUGAACUUCAAAUCAGCGAAAGUACACAGUUGUUUUUAGAACUUGAGCAGUACGUUCAAAAUGAAGUUGAAAACUCAAACUGCUUGAAGGUUGAAAACAGCAAAAAUGAAGAUAUUGCUGAUCAAAUUAAAGAUCCUAAAGAUCAAAGUUCAUUGACUCAUAAUUUAAGCAUUGAUAUAUGUAGAGAAUGUUGUGAUCAGGAAAAUCGGGAAAUGAUUUCACCGACAUGCAGUCAUAUAAAUCAUAUUUGUAAGGAUAACAAAAGCGGACAAAUGGUUUGUGCAGAUGAGGUGGACAAAUCUGAAGAUUUAAGUCCGCUGUCAUUAAGAAUUGAUGAAUAUACGGAAUGCUGCGAUUUAAGAAUUAACCCAGAAGAAUUAAAUGAAUUCGUUGACGAAAAAAUGAUGUCACCAACAUUAAGUCAAAUUAGCCAAACGAGUAAUCUUGUUAAGCUUCAAGUUUUAAAGACGAUGGAUGAGUUUUUGUCCGACGUUUCAGCGAUAAAUAAUACUAUUGUAGAUGAAGAAGUUGAAAUUGAUACCCCUAUGUUAGUUGAAAGUCUUCGUGAAGUUUCGAACGAAGAUUUAAUCAUUAACAUCUCCGAGGGAUUCUCUGAUAUUAGUCCAAUGUCAACUCCAGGUCACCCACCCGAUGAUCAAGACGAACUUUCACCGAUAUUAGGCCAAAUUUCGAAAACGGUUAGUGAUGUCAAGAUUAACAUUUUGAAUGAAGUGGAUAAAUCAUUGUCGGAAAUAACCGUCAAAAGUGUUUCUGCCAUUUUACAAAAACGAAAAUCUAAAGAAUAUUUCAGUAACCAGCAUAAAAGCCAGGACUUUGAUUAUUUAACGGAUGAUUUGUCUGGCGAAAGUGUAGUUAAGGUAAGUCCUUUAAAGAAUGUUGAUAGAUUUAUAUCUGAAUGGACCCAAAAAAAUCCUUCUGAUUCUAUACUUGGAAAACCGUACCCAAAAAAUUUAAGGUACACGUCGGAAACUUCAGAAUUAAGCGAAUCCUCUGAAAGAGAGUCGUUAAGUAGGAACAGUAAUCAAAUCCUUUAUUUAUGUAAGAGUUGUAAUGCAAUGCUGAACUAUUCAGAGGAGGUGAAUAAAUACUUCGCUGGUGAUUUUUGUAUAAACAAGAAAAAAUUCAAAGUUUCUGACAGAAACGAUUUAAGUAAUUUAGAGAGAAAAUUCAGACAGAAAUGGCACCAUCAACGUUAUGUUAUUGCCGCCCCACGCGCUAUAAUUAAAUCCUUUAAAUCGAACCCUGCAUACGGGUGGUCACCUGAUGAUCCGAAUGCUCCUGAUUUUUAUGAACAACUCGAUCAAUUUUUCGAAGUCACGGGCCAAAAAAAAUAUCGCGCAGGCUGUGAUAUAUUAUUCGCAUCGAUACAACUGCGGUUAAGUCAGGUUCUAAAACGUAUCGUAAGACAUGCUCCAAAGAAUACGAGCUUCCCCGAUUUGAUAACUAUUGUGGGUGUAGCCCAGUUGGAACAGUUGCUCACUAGAAAGGAAAGGGCAGCAUAUGAAUCCAUGCGCUGGCAGUCAAGGGAUAAAGGUGAUCAGGACUUAUCUGCAGAGUCUCUAUUCACCGAUGCUCUCCACGGUAUGAUGGGCUAUGGUUCGCCCCACUUGAAAUUGUCAUCAUUAACAGGAAGACUACAAUUGCGUUCACCUCAUCAUCAGGAAAGCAUAAGUGAGUCAUAUCUGUUGUUGGCCCUUGGUCACUUUGGAUACUUUUAUCGGGAGCUGAAGGAACAUCUUGCGAGGCUUGCCGAACAGGGCGAUACUGCUCUUGCCCUUAGAAAAUGUCUACAAAAGUAUCUACUUAAUUUGCACCAAUUUUAUGAUGUACAGAAAAGGAAUCCCAGCUCACUGCUUUCCUUGUAUCGCCGAACUCGAGAUUUUCAACGGAAUUUUGAGUGGUUACUAGAGGUAUUUAACAAUGUUCAGAAAGCAAAGUCUAUUGUUGUCUACCUUUAUAAGGAAUCAAGCCGAAGAACCGGAUAUCAAAGGAACUUACUACUCAAAUGGUUAAGAUUGGUAAUUCAACCAUUAAUAUAUAAUCUUCACAUAUGGCUUCUGAAUGGUAGACUCCCUUCUACUGAUCACGAUAUGUUUGUCAUUGAACAAACUAAAUAUUCAAAGGUAGAUGAAUUUUGGGAAAAACGCUACCGGAUCACAGAGUCUUUCUCUGGUAUUUUUGACCCUCAGUUAAGUGAAAUUCUGAUAAGUGUCGGAAAAACUAUGGAAUACUCUGAAAAGUAUUUGGCCAUUAACUUUGAAAGUUGUGUACCUAGAAAAGAAGUUCGUUGCAUGUUGUUAGAGACAUUCGAUAAGUUCCUUCGCCACGGGGAUCAGGAGCCACUCUACAAUUUCGUUCGAAAUCUGCACUUGGAAAUAUCAAGCAAGGUUCUAAAGUAUCUUCGGAAGACUAAGAUCAAUCCGGAGUACCUGUUUUCUGGGCUCCAUAAGUACAUAAUGCUUACGGAUCUUAACUUUAUCAUGGAAUUCAUCAAUGCGUUAGAGUCCGUCCUUGGUGAACCUGAAAGUUCCUUCAAUAUACAACUCUUUAACGAAAUGAAAAAUAAAAUGUUACACAAAUCAGUUCGGGACAUCUAUAUAGAUAAGAGCGAGUCCGAGGGAUCCAGGUGUUGGUCAAAGCUAAUACUUCGUUGGAAGAUGCCGACCCAUUGGAGAGCGCUACUCGGCGAGGAUUCCAAGGCAUACGAGGUUAUCUUUAAAGCAAUGUGGAGAUUCCAUUAUGUUUACUAUGUGCUCAAUGAAAGAGUACAUCGGCAACAGAUCCGGUUUCAAAAUCAUAUUGAAUGUACAUAUUUUGAAGGCCUUAAUGAUACACUCAAAUGUUUCUCCAAGCUUACAAACGCCUGUUUGCGCCUAAUGAAUGUUCUAAUGGAGUAUUUUUUGGACUAUUUAUUAGAGCCUGCAUUUGCAAGACUUUUGUGGUACUGCAGGAAUGCAAUUACCGUCGACGAAUUACUGGUUGCCAAUAGAAAGUAUCUGAAAACCAUCAUAUUGGGAUCCCUGCAAACGAAAAAUCUACGAAAAUAUCUGGAGCGACUUUAUGAUCUCAUACUUCAACUUGAUAAUAAGCACUGGAAGUUCCUAAGACUAUGUCAAACGUCAGUGGAAUAUGUGAUUAGAGUUCGCAAAGAAAAGCCACAAAGCAUUUUUUCCACCUAUUACAGGGAACGAAUGCUGCAGUUUCGUUGGACCUGUCAAAAUUACUCGGAUGUUAUCAAUGAGAUGAAAGAUCAAUUUGAUUUGGCAAUGAUUAGCUUUCUAUUAUGUCUUCAUCUAGCUGAUGACGACUCUUUAAGGAGUCUAGCCAAACGAUUGGAUCCCGAGCACUAUUAUAUGGAAAAGGAUAAUAGAUUGGAUCUAGUACAAUAUUUCGAGUUUAGGAGAAAGCUGGAAAGGAAAAGAUCACUGUAAAUUACUAAAAUUAUUCAAUUUUUUCAUAUUUCAAUAUUUCCCUUUUACUACUGCCUUUUGUAAGACGUACAUACGUGGUCACCUUGGUAGCUUAAU